CAUAACAGUAUACCCAAGUGUAAAAUGUCAGUCGUGUUCAAAUCUCUCAGUCGCACUCGUAAGAAGCUGAUGCUGGUGCGAUAUGCCCAGAUAGCAGCUGGCCCCGCUCCUAUCACUGAGCCAAAAAUAAAGACAUUUCAAAUUUACAGAUGGGACCCUGACACAUCUGGUGACAAGCCACACAUGCAAACCUAUAAGAUCGACUUGAACACAUGUGGUCCAAUGGUGCUAGAUGCCCUUAUCAACAUUAAAAAUGAGAUAGACCCCACGCUCACCUUCAGACGUUCCUGUAGAGAGGGUAUAUGUGGCUCUUGUGCUAUGAACAUCAACGGAGGCAACACUUUAGCCUGUUUGAACAAAAUAGAUACAAAUAUCAGCAAAGUAACAAAGAUAUACCCACUGCCUCACAUGUAUGUUGUAAAAGAUCUUGUCCCUGAUAUGAGCAACUUUUAUGCACAGUACAAGUCCAUUGAGCCUUAUCUUAAGAAGAAAGAUGAGUCAAAACAGGGAAAGCAACAAUACCUUCAAACAAUUGAGGACCGUCAAAAGCUGGAUGGACUGUAUGAAUGUAUUCUUUGUGCAUGCUGCAGCACUAGUUGUCCUAGUUACUGGUGGAAUGGAGACAAGUACCUCGGCCCAGCUGUGCUUAUGCAGGCCUAUAGGUGGAUGAUUGACUCUCGGGAUGACUUUAUAGAAGAGCGUCUCUCCAGAUUACAGGACCCUUUCUCCCUUUACCGCUGUCAUACAAUAAUGAAUUGUACGAAGACAUGCCCCAAGGGACUCAAUCCUGGAAAAGCCGUAGCAGAAAUUAAGAAAAUGAUGGCAGUUUAUAGAGAAAAUAGAUCUCUUAGCUAAUUUUGUAAUAUAGGAAAUGACACUGGUUUAUAGUUUAUAUUUAAUUAUUGUGUUUGAAUUAUUGUAUAUUACAAACAUACAUUUUUAACCUAUGUUGUCUGAUAUAUGAAAAUAUAAACAGCAAAAACAGCCUUCCUUUUUGGAUAACAAAAGUAGAUCUGGAAACAUUUGGACAACAUUUAUAAUGAAUGAAUGAAUUAAUGAAAGAAUUAAGAUUUUGCAUGUUUACUUCUACCCUACUUACUUAAAGUUUAGUAUAACAGCAUUGUGAGUAUUUUGACACUACUGAAGGGAUGCUUGUGAAGUUCCCAAUUUCUAAAUCACUUUGAAUAAAAGUGAAU
Paramisgurnus dabryanus is the source of this 1196-nucleotide messenger RNA. RefSeq names its product succinate dehydrogenase [ubiquinone] iron-sulfur subunit, mitochondrial-like. Lineage: Eukaryota; Metazoa; Chordata; Actinopteri; Cypriniformes; Cobitidae. The record is from RefSeq and is a predicted model, not a curated record. Gene Ontology annotation, biological process: tricarboxylic acid cycle; respiratory electron transport chain; aerobic respiration. Gene Ontology annotation, molecular function: electron transfer activity; 2 iron, 2 sulfur cluster binding; oxidoreductase activity. Gene Ontology annotation, cellular component: mitochondrial membrane.